AUGGGUAAAUGUAAUGUCUCCAGAAUUCGGGAUUGGACCGAAAUCUUUAGAUCACCACUGGAUACUGUUGUGAAGCAUUUACAUCUUCAACACAAUGUGAUCCAGAGUACACUACAGGCUACGAUCUUUACCUUCUUACAGAUCCAGAAUCCCAAGUAUGAAGCUAACAACCUGCUUGGACGUAGGAUUGAGCAGACGCGACAUGAACUGCUGUGCCAUCAGUCACAGACCCAACACAUCUACUGCUCGAUUCCACCUCUCCAGCACCAGUACUCUGGCAUUACCAGCUAUCCUAGGACCGGUCCUCCUACUGACCAGUACCUCUAUCAGAGGAAUACAGCUCGUGUUACCCAAGAAUCUCACAAUCUGCUCUACCCUAAACCCAUUUACUCAUACAGCAUUCUAAUCUUCAUGGCACUGAAGAACAGUAAAGCUGGAAGUUUGCCUGUCAGUGAGAUCUACAACUUCAUGACUGAACAUUUUCCUUACUUUAAGACAGCACCAGAUGGCUGGAAAAACUCAGUGCGACACAACCUGUCCCUGAAUAAAUGUUUUGAGAAAGUGGAGAACAAGUCUGGAGGUACAUCCCGAAAAGGCUGUUUGUGGACCCUGAACCCCAAUAAGAUCCAGAAGAUGCAGGAGGAGCUGCAGAAGUGGCGAAGGAAAGAUCCCGGGGCUGUGAGAAAGUGCAUGGCCAAACCAGAUGAGCUGGAAAAAUUAAUUGGAGAAAAACCCGAUCAAACAAAAUCCACAAUAAUGACAUCCGUUUCCCUCUAUCCACAAACGCCAUUGUCUCCACUACAUGCUCAGGAUCAUUCCCACUCUGUGCAACUGGGACACUUUCAACAUCCACAUGUAAUUCCCAAUCCUCAGCUUCAACCAUACAGUGAGGCUGCGGUGCAGGCAAACAUGAACCAGAAUUGUUCCAAUCAUGCAGCAACUCAACUUCAACUCGACCAGCUUCAGCUCUAUAGCCAGCCUAGUGCACACAGCAACACUGCUCAAGAGUCCCCCAUGGCAGGACAGACAGCUCUGAUUCCCAGCAUCACUGAGAUCAGCAGCCAACUGCUCACAGAGAAAUCCCUGAUCAAAGAUAUGCAUGACAUCUUCUUGGAAGGAGAUAUCAACACAGAUAUCGAUGCACUCAAUCCCAGUCUUGUAGACUUUGAACUUCAAGGUAAUCUGUGGGAGGUGCUGAAGGAUGAGAAUUUAACUCCAUAUCAAGCAGUGUCUGUGCCUCCACAAUGGCCAUCAUUGUUUCCGCUUGCCUGGAACACCUCUCCAACAGGCAAUAAAGCAGUCACCAGCCCUGGGAGCAGCACUGAGCAGAACCUGACCGAGUCCCAGCUAACUGACAUCUACACCAACCACAUCAGUGUUGACACCAAGCCCAGCUCCAAUCCAAUAGCACUGGUCUGA
This is a messenger RNA of Stegostoma tigrinum, 1419 nucleotides long. Its product is annotated as forkhead box protein N1-like. The record is from RefSeq and is a predicted model, not a curated record. Gene Ontology annotation, biological process: regulation of transcription by RNA polymerase II. The transcript is spliced from 7 exons. Gene Ontology annotation, molecular function: transcription cis-regulatory region binding; DNA-binding transcription factor activity, RNA polymerase II-specific. The coding region runs from base 1 to 1419 and encodes 472 amino acids. Lineage: Eukaryota; Metazoa; Chordata; Chondrichthyes; Orectolobiformes; Stegostomatidae.